AUGCCUGGCACAACUACACCGUCCAUUCCUCAUUAUAUUCCUGCCGUGCCAACCAAUGAGCCUUUGGAUUAUGCGGAUCUCGUUAUCAUUGAUAUCGCCGAGGCGCACACAGCCGAAGGCCGCGCCAAAUUGGCUCUUCAGUUACGGGAAGCAUUGACAACACAAGGUUUUUUUUAUGUCGUCAAUCACGGUUAUUCACAAUCUCAGACCGACCGCAUCUUUGACAUUGCCGACGUUCCGUUCAGUCUCGUCUCGAACGAAGAGAAGCAAACAUAUGCAGGAAACAUUAAGGCGACGGGAUCCUAUCAGGGUUACAAAUUGCGGCAAUAUUGGCACAUUGACGCAGGAGUUCAUGACCAACUUGAACACUAUAACAUAAAUCGCGAUGUUACAAGGAAACAGCAUCCAGAAUCUCUACGUCCUCUCCUCCCUGAGAUUGCGGCCUUUGCGAAGUUCAACCAUACGGAGAUCUUACACACACUUCUCCGCCUUUUUGCUUUGGGACUCGAGCUUCCGGAAGAUACAUUCGUCGAUCAACACAACUACUCUGCAGCUGGUGAAAGUUACGUACGAUUCAUGAAUUAUCCCCGGUCAGAAGAUGAAGAGACGAAAACGAAGAACAUUUGGUUGAAAGGACAUACUGAUUUUGGAACUGUCACAAUUUUAUGGAGUCAGCCUGUUGCUGCGCUUCAAAUUCUCUCCCCGGACGGCCAGUGGCGUUGGAUCCGACACAUCGAUAAUGCUCUUGUGGUGAACUCUGGAGACGCCAUGGAAUUUCUCUCUGGAGGAUUCUACAAGGCCACUAUCCACCGCGUCGUGCAGCCUCCUCCAGAUCAGCGUGGUUUCACUCGCCUAGGCGUCUUCUACUUUGCAAUGACCGACGAUGACAUAAAGCUCGUCCCUCAUGCAGAGAGCCCAGUGUUACAGAAGCAUGGAAUAAUUCGCCGUUGUGAUGAUGCAGACGCUCCAACCAUGGAAGUCUGGCGGAAAGGUAGGACGAGCGCCUAUGGGCAGACCGAGCUGCAAAAGAAAGAGAACGGAGUGGAAGAAGAAGUCAUCAACGGAGUCGUAGUGAAGCAUUACAAUUAG
Molecule: messenger RNA, 1089 nt
Organism: Fibroporia radiculosa
Lineage: Eukaryota; Fungi; Basidiomycota; Agaricomycetes; Polyporales; Fibroporiaceae
Exons: 10
Coding region: 1-1089 (362 amino acids)
Molecular function (GO): dioxygenase activity
Source: RefSeq, a predicted model, not a curated record